UCACACUUUGGAGCCCAAAAAACUCUCACAACCAUUAAAAAAAUCCAAAAAACUCUCCGGCGUCAAUGGAGGAUCUCCGUCGUAGAUUUCCGACCAAAAAGAACGGAGAAAUCUCCAAUGUCGCCGUCGCUCUUCCUCCUCCUCGUAAAGCCUCUGACGCGCUUCCUCUUCCAUUAUACCUAACCAACACUUUUUUCCUCGCGCUCUUCUUCGCUACUGUUUAUUUUCUUCUUAGCCGAUGGCGUGAGAAGAUCCGUAACUCGACGCCUCUUCACGUCGUUGAUCUAAGUGAGAUCUGCUCUCUCAUCGGUUUCGUUGCUUCGUUUAUCUACCUCCUUGGUUUCUGUGGUAUCGAUUUCAUUUUCCGAUCUUCUUCCGAUGAUGAUGUUUGGGUUAACGAUGGGAUGAUUCCAUGUGGUCAAUCCCUAGAUUGUCGAGAGAUUCUUCCGAUUAAACCUAAUUCCGUCGAUCCUCCUCGUGUUUCGGAUCUUGAUUCGGUGGAAGAUGAAGAAAUCGUUAAAUCGGUGAUCGACGGAAUCAUCCCGUCGUACUCAUUGGAGACGAAACUCGGUGAUUGUAAACGAGCAGCAGCGAUUAGAAGAGAAGCGGUUCAGAGGAUAACCGGUAAAUCCUUAACCGGUCUUCCAUUGGAAGGUUUUGAUUACAAUUCAAUCUUGGGGCAAUGCUGUGAGAUGCCAGUUGGGUAUGUUCAGAUCCCAGUGGGGAUUGCUGGACCUUUGUUACUCGAUGGGAUUGAGUAUUCAGUGCCAAUGGCUACAACAGAAGGUUGUUUGGUUGCUAGUACUAAUAGAGGUUUUAAAGCUAUUCACUUGUCUGGUGGUGCUUUUAGUGUUCUUAUGAAAGAUGCCAUGACUAGAGCUCCAGUUGUUAGAUUCCCUUCUGCAAGAAGAGCUGCUCUUGUCAUGUUUUAUCUUCAAGAUCCUGCUAAUUUCGAGAGAUUGUCUCUCAUUUUUAAUAAAUCGAGUAGAUUUGCUAGGCUUCAGAGUAUUACAUGUAAGAUUGCUGGAAGGAAUCUCUAUCCGAGGUUUGCGUGUAGUACCGGUGAUGCUAUGGGGAUGAACAUGGUCUCCAAAGGUGUUCAGAAUGUCUUGGAUUUCGUAAAGAGCGAGUUUCCUGACAUGGAUGUUAUUGGCAUCUCAGGGAAUUACUGUUCGGACAAGAAGGCUUCAGCUGUAAACUGGAUCGAAGGACGUGGUAAGCAUGUUGUAUGUGAAGCCUUUAUUAAGGCUGAGAUUGUGGAGAAAGUGUUGAAGACUAGCGUUGAGGCUCUUGUAGAGCUCAACACGCUCAAGAACCUUGCUGGUUCAGCCAUGGCGGGUUCUCUUGGUGGAUUCAAUGCUCAUGCAAGCAAUAUUGUCAGCGCUGUGUUUAUUGCCACUGGCCAAGACCCAGCUCAAAACGUGGAGAGCUCACACUGUAUCACCCUCAUUGAAGCUGAAGGCAACGACCUUCACAUCUCUGUCUCAAUGCCUUGCAUUGAGGUUGGUACUGUUGGAGGUGGUACACAACUUGCAUCACAAUCAGCUUGUUUGAAUCUGCUCGGUGUGAAAGGAUCAAACAAUGAGGAACCUGGAUCGAACGCACAGCAAUUGGCAAGAAUAGUGGCUGGUUCGGUUCUUGCAGGAGAGCUUUCACUAAUGUCAGCUAUUGCAGCUGGACAGCUUGUGAAGAGCCACAUGAAAUACAACAGAUCCAGCAGAGACAUUGGCCCUUCGUCUCAAAGGAUGGAGGAGUGUUACGGGAGUUUGACAAAUGAAGCUAUGAACAUGGAAAUUGGUGCAGUUGGAGACGAUGAAGUCUCUCCUCAUGGCAUGUUUGAGUCUUUGAUGAUAUAUGUUAGCAAAAGGAAUCUUUCGACGAUCAUCAGCUUCUGGGAAUCGAGCUUCGCUAUUAACAAUCGGCUAAAAAUGAUACAUUUCGUGCUACUAGUUAGUCGGCAAGGGAAAGUAAGGCUCACCAAGUGGUAUUCGCCUUAUACACAGAAGGAAAGAUCUAAGGUCAUACGCGAACUCAGCGGUGUGAUUCUGAACCGAGGUCCCAAGCUCUGCAAUUUUAUUGAAUGGAGAGGAUACAAGGUUGUCUACAAAAGAUAUGCAAGCUUGUAUUUCUGCAUGUGCAUUGAUGAGGCGGAUAACGAGUUAGAGGUACUGGAGAUAAUUCAUCACUACGUCGAGAUUCUUGACCGUUACUUUGGCAGUGUGUGUGAACUCGAUUUGAUUUUUAACUUCCACAAGGCGUAUUAUAUACUCGAUGAGCUGUUGAUCGCUGGUGAGCUUCAAGAGUCAAGCAAGAAAACAGUUGCAAGGAUAAUAUCAGCGCAGGAUCAAUUGGUGGAAGCUGCGAAAGAGGAGGCGAGUUCCAUAAAUGAGAAAAACGAUACAAAGGAAGAGAGUAAGAGUACUAAACCAGAAUCAGCCUCAGGAGCUUCACCUUCACCAUCACCAUCACCGACUGAUCCUGGGCUUGAUUUCAAUGCUUUUGAUUUCUCUGGCAUGGCUGGUAUUCUCAAUGAUCCAAGUAUCAAGGACUUAGCUGAGCAAAUAGCUAAAGAUCCUGCUUUUAACCAGUUAGCUGAGCAGCUUCAGAGAUCUGUACCAACCGCUUCGCAUGAAGGAGGUCUACCUAACUUUGAUCCACAACAGUAUAUGCAGACAAUGCAGCAGGUUAUGGAGAAUCCUGAGUUUAGAACAAUGGCUGAGCGUCUUGGUAACGCUUUGGUGCAGGAUCCACAAAUGUCUCCCUUUUUGGAGGCUCUUGGUAACCCUGCAGCAACAGAGCAGUUUGCGGAGCGUAUGGCGCAAAUGAAAGAAGAUCCGGAAUUGAAACCUAUACUAGCUGAGAUUGAUGCUGGUGGUCCUUCUGCUAUGAUGAAGUACUGGAAUGAUAAAGAUGUGUUGGCAAAGCUGGGUGAAGCAAUGGGUAUAGCUGUUGGAGCAGACCAGAGUGUUGCAGCUGAACCUGAGGAGGCCGAAGAAGGGGAAGAGGAGGAGUCUAUUGUUCACCAGACCGCUAGUCUCGGUGAUGUGGAGGGUUUGAAAGCUGCCUUGGCAUCUGGUGGUAACAAAGAUGAAGAAGACUCUGAGGGAAGGACAGCUUUACAUUUUGCAUGUGGAUAUGGCGAGGUGAAAUGUGCGCAAGUUCUUCUGGAUGCUGGAGCAAAUGUAAAUGCGAUUGACAAAAACAAGAACACACCAUUGCAUUAUGCUGCUGGUUAUGGAAGGAAAGAGUGUGUAAGCCUUCUCCUAGAAAAUGGUGCUGCAGUAACUCUACAAAACAUGGACAGUAAAAAUCCCAUUGAUGUGGCCAAGCUAAACAAUCAGCUAGAUGUGGUGAAACUACUUGAGAAGGACGCUUUCCUCUGAGCUGCUUUGACUCUUGAAGGAUAUGUUUCUUCUGUGUCCUGUAAUAGUGUCACAGAGUCUGAUUGCAACCUUGUCUUCUGUAGGUUUUUUUUCAUCAUUACAUCUGAAAAGAAAAAUGGAGAAAAUGGAUGUUUAUUAUGGUUUUGUAAUGAAUUAAUAUUUUCUUC
This is a messenger RNA of Arabidopsis arenosa, 3550 nucleotides long. NCBI's taxonomy places the organism in Eukaryota, Viridiplantae, Streptophyta, Magnoliopsida, Brassicales, Brassicaceae. The record is from the annotation of a GenBank genome assembly.